AUGAAGGUGAAACUGAGUCCUCUCUUUGUUAACAGCGAGAGUAGAACUAUUGGAAGGACUGUUGGUCAACGCGACACUGAUCUGUAUCUGUGUGGCUUCCUGGUGCCAGUUGACCCUGACCUCGUCACUGCCUGGGAGAAUUCAGAUUAUGCCUACGAGGAGAUACAGCAGCCCGUCCAGACUCCAGACUCAGGAAAUAAGAUGAACACGAUUUAUGCCAAUGCCAACUUUCCCACAAACACCUCUGCCUCGCCGUAUUACUCUAUUGUCAACUUUCAAAGCAGCUCUGACAAAGAUUGUGAGACAGGCGGCUGCCAGGGACAAUUUAUUCAAACUGCGUACAGAACAGCUAAAACCACCAUCACAUGUGAUCACACAGGAAACAAAUACAAGUUCUUCUGCAAAGAGAACGGUUCAAUCUGUGAGGAUAUUUUAUCAACAAAAUCCUGUCUGAAGUCAAACGGGACAUUCACUCUCACAGAAACCAACAGUGGCUUCAGCGUGUCCAUCAGUAACGUGUCCUCACGUGAUGCAGGUGUCUACCGGUGUGAAGUGGAAACACAUGAAGGAAGUUACAGAACUGCUCUCAGAAAGAUACAGCUGGAGGUUAAAGAUAUACCUAGCUUAACACGUUCUCCAACUGUUGGACAGAAUCUGACAUACUGGUGUCGAUAUCCAAAUGGUGCUCCGAUAAACAAAUUCAUCUGUAAGGGAGAAGAUCCAUCUAUAUGUCAACCUCUAGUAAGCACCGCACAGCGCAACAAGAACACUGGGAAGUUUUCCAUGAAGGAGAACAAAGAGAAGAGAAAUGUCACCAUAACAGUGAGAGAAGUAACAACAGACGACACUGGGACGUACUGGUGUGGAGCAGAAAGCACUAACAAAACACGCAGCAACCCAUUCUUCCACAAACUGGUGAUGACUGUAGGUUCUGAGGCCUUGUCUAAAGUGAAGGGAUGUGCAUCAGGAUGGGUUGAAUUCACCUGCAAAUAUCCAAAACCAAAUGUAAAAUAUCAAAGUAUUGAUGUAGUUACUCCCAAAAAAACCAUACGAAGCUUUGGGAAGAAUGUGUGGGAAAACAAAGGCAGAGUUUCCCUGUACCAUGAUACAAGAAACAAAAAGCUCAGAGUGGCCAUCAAACAACUUCAACAUGAGGACUUUGGGGACUAUCAGUGUAAAUUUCACCAACGAUCGUACUCAUCCCAGGACACAGAGGAAAUGAAAUUGGGCGUUGAGACAGACGGCUGCCAGAAACAAUUUAUUCAAACUGCGUACAGAACAGCUAAAACCACCAUCACAUGUGAUUACACAGGAAACAAAUACAAGUUCUUCUGCAAAGACAACGGUUUCAUCUGUGAGGAUAUUUUAUCAACAAAAUCCUGUCUGAAGUCAAAGGGGACAUUCACUCUCACAGAAACCAACAGUAGCUUCAGCGUGUCCAUCAGUAACGUGUCCUCACAUGAUGCUGGUGUCUACCGGUGUGGAGUGGAAACACAUGAAGGAAGUUACAGAGCUGCUCUCACAAAGAUACAGCUGGAGGUUGAAGCUACUAUUACUAAAGUCACAAAGUUUCUAACUGUUGGCCAGAAUCUGACAUACUGGUGUCGAUACCCAAAUGGUGCUCCAAUAAACAAAAUCAUCUGUAAGGGAGAAGAUCCAUCUAUAUGUGAAACUCUAGUAAGCACCGCACAGCGCAACAAGAACACUGGGAAGUUUUCCAUGAAGGAGGACAAAAACAAGAGAAAUGUCACCAUAACAGUGAGAGAAGUAACAACAGACGACACUGGGACGUACUGGUGUGGAGUAAAAAGCACUGACAAAACAGGCAGCAACAAAUUCUUCCACAAACUGGUGAUGACUGUAGCAUCACUAACAUCAACCACAACUCCUGCUUCUUCAUCCCAGUCAACUACUGUGUCUGCAGAGAGACCAGGUGACUCUCAGUUCAUCAUUACCGUGCUGGUCAUUGUAGGUGUGGUGCUGCUGCUGCUUGUGCUAAUUUUGAUCCUCAUCUACAAAUGUGGCUCUCAGGUGGUCGUUAAUGUGUUGGUCUGUGUAGCUGCACUGCUGCUGCUGCUUGUCCUAAUUUUGAUCCUUUUCUACAAACACAUGAGUAAUAACCGGUUGGCAGAAAAACACAUUCUGGACAAAGAAAACCACAUUCACAACAUUUCCAUCUUUGGAGGAAGUGAUGUGUAAAAAAGCCAAAGCAGACACUACAUAUGACUUGUAGUGAGUAUACAUGACUUCUUUUUCCUGCCUUGAAGUUAUUGUUUUUUUGUAGCUUUCAUCUUUGGUCAUUUCUGGUGAUAAUCGUCUGCAGCAGAGCCCUCCGGUCCUGGGCUGUGCACAUCCCAAUGCCAGUUGGUGUUUCUAGUAACAAUGUUUUCUAUUGCUCCUCUGUAAAAGUUGAUCCUUGACUGUACAUUGGUGGUGUUUGUUUUAGACAAUGAGUAACAAGAAAUGUUAAAAUAAUUAUGUUUGAUCUGAGCCACGUUGAGGUUGAAAUUUGAAAUCUCCACAAUUCUUGGAUGGAUUGCCAUGAAAUGUGAUUCAGGCAUUUACCGUAUGUCCCCCUCAGGAUGUCUAAUAUAUAAUUUGACCAAAUAUAUAUAUGUACAACUAAUGACAGUCCCAUCAGCCUAAAAUGAGUUGUAUUGUGAUUCAUACUCCGUAGUGCCAAUUUUACAGUAUCAAAUUUUUUUUUAAAUGUUAAUUAUCACUGGUAUAACAGCAAUAUAUUUAAAUAGAAAAUUAAUAUCAAAGAUAUUCAGCAUGCUAAAGUUACUACAUUUUUAUGUGAUUGUUGCAUCUUUCAUUGUAUUUUGAUGGCAUGUUUUUUUCUGUAGAAAAGAGUAUUGUUGAAAAAAGUGGGCAGCAUGCAGUUCCAUCUCUCACAGUGUCAAUCUUGACGCCAGAUUACCACCAGAUGGCGUUACGGUAAAAAAUAAAAAUAAA
Micropterus salmoides (largemouth bass) is the source of this 2958-nucleotide messenger RNA. Its product is annotated as polymeric immunoglobulin receptor-like. The coding region runs from base 1 to 2199 and encodes 732 amino acids. Gene Ontology annotation, molecular function: transmembrane signaling receptor activity. Lineage: Eukaryota; Metazoa; Chordata; Actinopteri; Centrarchiformes; Centrarchidae. The record is from RefSeq and is a predicted model, not a curated record. The transcript is spliced from 10 exons. Gene Ontology annotation, cellular component: plasma membrane.